GAGCAAAGUAAAAGCGAUAAGUAACCGGCAGCGAAGCUUCCUCCUACUCUCACUCACUGAGAAAUCACCGCAGCUAUGUCGGGGCGAUCUGUCAGAGCAGAAACAAGAAGUCGGGCGAAGGAUGACAUCAAACGGGUGAUGGCCGCCAUCGAAAAAGUACGGAAAUGGGAGAAAAAAUGGGUAACUGUUGGAGAUACAUCUCUCAGGAUCUACAAAUGGGUGCCUGUCACAGAGCCCAAAGUGGAUGAUAUUGAUUUGAAAGUGACAGAUGAGAACUCUGGACUCCUGAGGCGGCCAAAACCCAAUGCAAAAAAAACGAAGAACAAGAAGAAGACUAAAGAUGACAAAUGUGGCUCAGAACUUACUACACCAGAAAACAGCUCAUCUCCAGGAAUGAUGGAUAUGAAUGAUGAUAAUAGCAAUCAGAGUUCCAUAGCUGAUGCCUCACCUGUAAAGCAAGAAAACAGUAGUACUUGCAGCCCUGCACCUGACCAAAAUGUAUCUGCACAACCUGAAGGAAGUGAAGUAAAACUGGAAGAAAGUCAUUCAAAUGCCAGUGAACAGCAAGAUUCUGAAGUUUCUUCAGGACAGAAUUCGCAUUCGUCAAUAGAAAGCUCAUUAAACAGUUCAGAAAAGGCAGAAACGCAAACUUCUGGUGAUAAAGAAAUAACUGUGGAGGCAUCAAAAAACUCUCAGGAUUCCGAUGAUGGAACCCCACCAUGCAAAAAAGUGAAAGGAGACAGUUCUCAGCCAAAUAAUGAUGGGAUUUAGAUUAUCCUUCUCGUUUAUCUAUUUCUUUUAUUUGGGUCAGUUUACUGUAAGGUACAUCGGUUAUCUUUACAAUAGGACAGCCUUACUUAAAGCAUCUUUGGAUGAGAAUAGAACUUUUACAAUUUCAGCCUACAAAGCAAAAUCUGACAAUGCCUGGAAAGGAGGCCAGGGCUUCAGAGAAACUGAAAUCUUUUCUGUGAGCACAGAGAAACCUGUGACAGUCUUUGAAGUGGUUGAUGUUAACACUCAGGAGGGUCUACGCACUGUUUCUAUAGUCAAUUUUACAUUUGUGUUGCUGCUGUAUAUAAAUAUAUAUAAUAUUUUUUCCAUUUCUCUAUUUAACAUUUGAAAUAUUUAAAAAAGGUACUGGUUUGGUUUUAGCCCCAUUUGAUAUUUCCAUCUCCCCGCUUCUGUUUUUGUGCCUUGUAAUCCAGGAACCAACUGCAAACAGACCUACUCUUAGUGCCAUGCGAAUGAGACAUUCGGUUUUAUGUCAACGAUACACAUUUAAAAAGCCAUUUUCACGUGUGGAUUAGCACAGUUACUUUGUCUCCAAGGUUAAGUGUGGUUGCCUUUAUUUUAGGUUUUUAAACAUUCCAAAACCCUCAUCUGAAACUGUUUGAACUGUAAACAUUACAUUGCAUAUAGUGGACUGUUGGUAGAGUUACUUCUAACAUUUUUUCAAAUCCAGGCAGCUAAGACAACAUUUACAUUUGCAAUGCAGGUUUGUUACUUUAAGAAUAAUUUGAGGUUGCGCCCCCCCCCUCCUCCCCUUCAGCAACAUAGUUAAGUAGUAUCAAGUUUGUAAUAAACUGUUAUUUUUUCUUGUAA
Xenopus tropicalis (tropical clawed frog) is the source of this 1602-nucleotide messenger RNA. It is a transcript of the gene bcl7a, whose product is annotated as BCL7A, BAF complex component. The record is from RefSeq and is marked provisional. Lineage: Eukaryota; Metazoa; Chordata; Amphibia; Anura; Pipidae.